Messenger RNA from Cryptomeria japonica (Japanese cedar), 1937 nucleotides. RefSeq names its product glutamate-1-semialdehyde 2,1-aminomutase, chloroplastic. The transcript is spliced from 3 exons. Gene Ontology annotation, biological process: tetrapyrrole biosynthetic process. Lineage: Eukaryota; Viridiplantae; Streptophyta; Pinopsida; Cupressales; Cupressaceae. The record is from RefSeq and is a predicted model, not a curated record. Gene Ontology annotation, molecular function: glutamate-1-semialdehyde 2,1-aminomutase activity; pyridoxal phosphate binding; transaminase activity. The coding region runs from base 213 to 1685 and encodes 490 amino acids. Gene Ontology annotation, cellular component: chloroplast.
CAGUGGUAGAGAGGUUUUGGCACUAAAAAUCCAUUUUCUCCAAACGUUUCUAAUACCCGGAUUAACGUCUUAAUGUCUACUUUUAAGUAUACUCCACAGUGGUGGUACUUCUACUAUACUACCAGAGGAUAAGAUUUUAUAUGUCCUGUCCUUCAGUCUAGCUGGGUAAAGGGCUUAUCUUUCUUUCUUCAAAUCCAACCCAAUCUAAUUCUAUGGCAUCAACAAUGGCAGUUACUAGUGCUACUCAGAGGCCUCCUUGUUUCGAUGGAGAAUGGUCUGGCUUGUCAAGUAGGAAUCUUAAAAACCAGAUUAGAAUACCGACCUCAAUUUUACAGUGUCCAUCUACCAGUAAAUCUAGAUGUAGCAGGGUAAUUGCGAUGGCUGUUUCUGUUGAAAAGAAAUAUACCACUCAAAAGUCUGAGGAGAUCUUCACUGCCGCCAAGGAUUUGAUGCCAGGUGGUGUAAACUCCCCAGUGAGGGCUUUUAAAUCAGUUGGUGGGCAACCAAUUGUUUUUGAUUCUGUGAAAGGUUCACAUGCAUGGGAUAUUGAUGGAAAUGAAUAUAUUGAUUAUGUUGGCACUUGGGGUCCAGCGAUCAUUGGUCAUGCAGAUGAAAAGGUAAAUGCUGCUCUGAUUGAAACCCUAAAGAAGGGAACCAGCUUUGGUGCCCCAUGCAUUUUAGAAAAUAUUCUAGCAGAGAUGGUUAUAAAGGCAGUUCCUAGCAUAGAGAUGGUCAGAUUUGUCAAUUCAGGAACAGAAGCAUGCAUGGGCAUGUUACGCUUGGCACGGGCAUUUACUCGAAAAGAGCUGAUAGUUAAGUUUGAUGGUUGUUACCAUGGUCAUGCAGACCCUUUCUUGGUAAAAGCAGGCAGCGGUGUUGCAACUCUUGGGCUACCUGAUUCCCCUGGUGUCCCAAAAGCUGCUACAUAUGAGACUCUUACUGCACCCUUCAAUGACAUACAGGCUGUGGAGAAACUGUUCAACGAUCACAAAGGACAAAUUGCUGCUGUGAUUCUUGAGCCUGUGGUAGGCAAUUCAGGGUUCAUUGCUCCUAAAAAGGGGUUUUUGGAGGGGCUGAGGGAGCUUACAAACGCAGAAGGAGCACUUCUGGUCUUUGAUGAGGUUAUGACAGGCUUCAGGAUAUCAUAUGGAGGUGCCCAAGAGUAUUUUGGUGUCACUCCAGAUCUUACAACACUUGGGAAGAUCAUUGGAGGAGGCCUUCCGGUUGGGGCAUAUGGAGGCAGAAGGGAAAUAAUGGAGAUGGUAGCCCCUGCAGGCCCAAUGUACCAGGCUGGAACAUUAAGUGGAAACCCACUUGCAAUGACUGCAGGGAUACACACUCUUCAAAGGUUGCAACAACCUGGUUGUUAUGAGUACUUGGAUAAAAUAACUGGUCGUUUAGUACGAGGUCUGGUUGAAGCUGGGAGGAAUGCAGGUCACAAAGUCUGUGGUGGACACAUUAGUGGAAUGUUUGGCAUUUUCUUUACAGAGGGGCCUGUGUACAAUUUUGAAGAUGCUAAAAAGAGCGACACUGCCAAAUUUGCAAGGUAUUUUAGAGGCAUGUUGGAACAAGGCGUAUACCUUGCUCCCUCACAGUUUGAAGCUGGUUUUACCAGUUUAACCCACAGUGAACAGGAUAUAGAUUUCACCAUAGCUGCUGCAAGAAAGGUUUUUGAAAGUAUAUGAAAUCCUUUUUAAGUAUCGGUUGAAAUUGUUUUUGUUUAGUCUCCUUUGUCCCUAUUUUACUGUGUUGAAGGAGCUACUAUCGGUCAGAAUGCUCAAGACACAAUCAUUGUAUUUUUUUUAAUCAUUGGAAACAAUCAUUGUAUGUGAUAGGCAGGAGAUUUUUUAAACGUUCUCAUCAUGGAAGGUUGAGAUUCCUAAUAAUGUAAACGGUUGAUAAUAACUCGGAAAUCUAUUUUAUUGUGGCUUGAAUAA